Silurus meridionalis is the source of this 1481-nucleotide messenger RNA. RefSeq names its product macrophage mannose receptor 1-like. The coding region runs from base 1 to 1038 and encodes 345 amino acids. The transcript has 8 exons. The record is from RefSeq and is a predicted model, not a curated record. NCBI's taxonomy places the organism in Eukaryota, Metazoa, Chordata, Actinopteri, Siluriformes, Siluridae.
AUGAUAGACAGAGGUAAAGAGAGCUUUCGAAGAAACAACAUCAGAAUCAAGCUACAGUACACCAUGGAGCAAAAACAUCUCUUCCUGCAUCUCACUCUGUAUCUCACUAGCUUCGUCUCAGUCGAUGUCUCACUCCCAGGAGGGAUUCCUCACAAGUAUGAUCUAAUCAUGACGAAGAUGUCAUGGGCAGAUGCACAGAUCUACUGCAGAGAAAAGUACACUGACAUCGCAACAGUCGUUAGUAAUGCUGAUUCGCGAAGACUAAACAAAGAAGCUGCAAGCAAAGGUCUGGCCACACCUGCCUGGGUUGGUUUGUAUGAUGAUAUCAAAAGCUGGCGCUGGUCCUUAAACAAUCUCCUACUGCUUGAUGUUGGUUAUACUUCUUGGUCCUCUGGACAGCCUAAUAAUGCUCUGUCAUUAGAAUCAUGUGUUGCUGUAGGUGCCAAUGGUAAUUGGUACGAUACGGCGUGUUAUUUUGUACGAGCCAUCGUGUGCUACAACGCUAAUUUCUCUGAUGAUAAAAAGUUCGUAGCCAUCAACACACAAGUGACCUGGGCUGCAGCUCAAGCUUAUUGCCGAUUGCACUACACAGAUUUGGCCAGCUCACUUAACAGCUCGGACCAAAGCUUGCUGGCGGUGCUGCAAAAGGCCCAGGGUGAUUCUUGGAUUGGCCUAUCCAGGGAAACUUGGAAGUGGUCAGACAGGACCAAUGUUACAAACCUCUUUUGGGCUUCUGGAAAACCGAAUAAUGCUGCGAGAGUUUGGGGAAGCUGUGCAUCAGUUAGUAAUGGCCUGUUCUCUGAUGAAUCCUGCUAUAACCUGAACUACUUCUUCUGUCACACCAUUCCACCAGUGAGGACUUACAUAAAACUGCAGGUGAAGGGUGAUGACAGUGUGUUUGAUUCAGUUCUGCAGUCGUUUAUUUUAGAGCAGAUCAGGCAGAAACUUGAUCAAAAUGGUAUGCUGGAGAACACCACAGUGACCUGGAGGGUGCAGGCGGAUGGAAACGUUUUCACAAGAAAAAAACACACUCCGUGACAUAUCCGAGCUGCUAUUAGAAAGAAACAUAACCGGAAUGAAAUGCUUGCGAACACCAGAGUGACCUGGAGGCUGUGGCCUGAUGGAAACCACAUUUACAAGAAAAAAAAAAAAAUAUAUCUGUAACCGGUCAUGUUUUAACAUUUUCUCUUUUCAACGCUUUCAUGUUCUCUGUAAUCAACCUGCUUCUUAAUGACACUGGAAUACUUUAACAAUCACAUAAUAUUUUUCUGUUUUUUCUGAUCGAGCGCAAAUAUGAAUAUGGUUUUAUUAUACUGCAAAUAACCACAUUAAAGUGAUAUAGAAGAUUUUAGACUGCAAGUCGGUCUAGUCGUGGCUGUGAGACUGGGAUCGAAGUAGUAAAACACCUCUGACUGUAACCACGUUACUGCAAUACAUUGCUCUGGAUAAGUGUGUGUGCUGAAGGCCAUAAAUAAAAAUAU